GAGGAUGACGAGGAGAGGAGAGGAGAGAUGGGGUCCCCAGAUACCACAUAGCACUGGUGGCACAAGAGGUGGGAGGUGUUUACUUUUGCUCUCUGUCUGCGUCAGGGUUCCUGUAUGCCGGUUUGGCACCCUCUGACAGAAAGCGAAGAUUGGGAGCAACCUCAUGGGAACUUCCUAGAGUCAGGGCUGGGAAAAGAAAGAAUCCGAGAUUGGUAAGGUGUAGGGAGGCCAGAAAGUGGGAAGGAAGAAGCGCUCCCAGGAAGAGCCAGAGGACGCCAGGGCUGUCCUGAGUGCGAGAGAAUCCCCAAGGCGCCCGUCUACUUCACGCUCACGUGCGGGCCUGUGAGCAAAGAGCAGAGAACAAGAGCAGGAGUCGCCGGCUGGAGAGGAGGCGCGCCACGGACGCCGGCCGGGCGUGCUGCCGGGCGCGGAGCCCAGGGGCGGACCAGUCGCUGGGAAGCCGUGCGGCGCGCUGGGAGGCGGCGGCGACGACAGCGGGGCUUCCCCCAGGCUUCCCUCCCGGGUCCUGGGCGCCGGGCGCAGGGGGCGAGCCCAGGACGCGGAAACAGGCGCCGAGCCCAAGUGAGCUGGGAGUCCCCGAAGCGCCCCCGAUCGGCGCAAUCGCGAGUGGGUCCCGAAGAGGCAGCGCAGUGUCUGGGUGCCUGGGUGUCCGGGAGCCCAGAGCGCGAGGCUGGGGCUGAGCCCUCCCCGCCGCCCCCACCUCGCUCCCGCCUCCCUCCCCCGCCCGCGGCCUACAGCGCGCCUCCCUCACCACCCAGGCUCAGGGGAGCCGCUCGGGCCGAGCCGUGGGAGCCACGGACAGCGCCAGCUGCCGCUGCGGGAGCUACUCCGGCUGCACCAUGCGGGAGCUCGCCAUCGAGAUCGGGGUGCGAGCCCUGCUCUUUGGGGUCUUCGUUUUUACAGAGUUUUUGGAUCCAUUCCAGAGAGUCAUCCAGCCGGAAGAGAUCUGGCUCUAUAAAAACCCUUUGGUGCAGUCAGACAACAUUCCUACCCGCCUCAUGUUCGCAAUUUCUUUCCUCACACCCUUGGCUGUUAUUUGUGUGGUGAAAAUUAUCCGGCGGACAGACAAGACUGAAAUUAAGGAAGCCUUCUUAGCGGUGUCCUUGGCUCUUGCUUUGAAUGGAGUCUGCACAAAUACUAUUAAAUUAAUAGUGGGAAGACCUCGCCCCGAUUUCUUUUACCGCUGCUUUCCAGAUGGGGUGAUGAACUCAGAGAUGCACUGCACAGGUGACCCUGACCUGGUGUCCGAGGGCCGCAAAAGCUUCCCCAGCAUCCAUUCCUCCUUUGCAUUCUCGGGCCUCGGUUUCACAACAUUCUACCUGGCUGGCAAGCUGCACUGCUUCACGGAGAGUGGGCGGGGGAAGAGCUGGAGGCUCUGCGCAGCCAUCUUGCCCUUGUACUGUGCUAUGAUGAUCGCCUUGUCCCGCAUGUGUGACUACAAACAUCAUUGGCAAGAUUCUUUCGUUGGAGGGGUGAUUGGCCUCAUUUUUGCCUAUAUUUGCUACAGACAGCAUUAUCCUCCUCUGGCCAACACAGCGUGCCACAAACCGUAUGUCAGCCUCCGAGUGCCCACUUCACUGAAGAAGGAAGAGAGGCCUACAGCCGACAGUGCACCCAGCUUGCCUCUGGAGGGGAUCACCGAGGGCCCCGUAUGACGGGUGCCGAAGGAGGAUGGACACUGAGCCCCUGGCUCUUUCUUUCUUCUACCCUGAUAUCAUAACACAGUGGAAAGGGUUUUCCGUAAUGUGAUUCUCAUCAGUUACUCUGAAGUCCCCCCAGCUUCCAUUCUGUGGAUGGUGUCCUUGCAACUCUCCAUGUCUCCUUUCAACACUUUCAGUUUCUAAGGUUGGGACACCAGGAUCAGUCUCUGAGAGACCCAUGCACAAAAAAAAAAAAAAAAAAAGAAAAGGAGGAUGCAAGGGUGGGGCAGGCGUGCUUGCUCACCCAGUGAUUCCUUUACCUGAGGUGUUUUCUGUAGCACCCGCCCUCCUCUGUGUUCAUGUUGUAAUAUAUAAUAAAGUCUCCUACCCAGAA
This is a messenger RNA of Meriones unguiculatus (Mongolian gerbil), 2055 nucleotides long. It is a transcript of the gene Plpp4, whose product is annotated as phospholipid phosphatase 4. The transcript is spliced from 7 exons. Lineage: Eukaryota; Metazoa; Chordata; Mammalia; Rodentia; Muridae. Gene Ontology annotation, molecular function: phosphatidate phosphatase activity. The coding region runs from base 861 to 1676 and encodes 271 amino acids. The record is from RefSeq and is a predicted model, not a curated record. Gene Ontology annotation, biological process: phospholipid metabolic process.